AUGGUGGCGGGGAUGAACAAGGCAGACGAGUCCAAGAAGAAGAUGGACCACAGGGAUAAUGAGCAUGAGCAUGAGCAUGAGCAUGGUCAAAGGAAAGGGAGACCCCAACCAUUUCUGGAAAGAGCUCCCGUCAGGAGCACGGCGUACUGCGUGAACCCUCUUCUUGAUGAUCCCCGCGUUUCCCGUCAUGAGGAACCUCUCCAAGUCUCAGACGUCGACUAA
This is a messenger RNA of Spirodela intermedia, 222 nucleotides long. The record is from the annotation of a GenBank genome assembly. NCBI's taxonomy places the organism in Eukaryota, Viridiplantae, Streptophyta, Magnoliopsida, Alismatales, Araceae.